AUGGCCCCGGGAGGAAUCCUGCUCAGCUGUCUGCUGCUCCUGGGGCUGCUGCUGGGCCUCAGUUGGGGCCCCGCUGCUCUGGGGUCCCCAGUGGUGGAGUCUGGAGAGUUCUGGGCUGAACACAUAGCAGAAGCCGGAGGGAACCAGAGGCCGUGGCUGGGUACUCCCUCCCCAGGUGCCCGCCUGCGCCGAGCUGCGGCCGGCCCGUGCCAGUUGCGGAGUCUGACCCUGCCGGUGGCCGAGCUGGGCCUGGGCUAUGCCUCGGAGGAGAGGGUGGUCUUCAGCUACUGCGCCGGCAGCUGCCCCCGCGGCGCCCACACCCAGCACGGCCUCACGCUGGCCCGGCUGUGGGGCCAGGGCCGUGCCCACGGCGGGCCCUGCUCCGUGGAUGGCCUGCGCAAAGAGCGCGAGUCAGCCUGGUGGCUCCCGGGGGAAACAGGGAAACUGAGGCACGGAGAGGCUGACUGCAGUACAGGGGCUGGUUCUCCCCGGACCGGACACCGGGGUUUCCAGCAUGCUCCUAUCCAGCCCUGCCACAACCUUGGCCCCAUCCGGCCCAGGCCGCGGGCCCAACCCAAUCACAGUCCAAGGUUCCAGGCCCUGCCCCCCGUGGUCCAGCUCCCUCUUGGCUCCGGACCCUGA
This is a messenger RNA of Trichechus manatus latirostris (Florida manatee), 642 nucleotides long. It is a transcript of the gene PSPN, whose product is annotated as persephin. Bases 1 to 642 code for a protein of 213 amino acids. NCBI's taxonomy places the organism in Eukaryota, Metazoa, Chordata, Mammalia, Sirenia, Trichechidae. Gene Ontology annotation, molecular function: receptor tyrosine kinase binding; growth factor activity; glial cell-derived neurotrophic factor receptor binding. The record is from RefSeq and is a predicted model, not a curated record. The transcript is spliced from 4 exons.